Molecule: messenger RNA, 1616 nt
Organism: Pomacea canaliculata
Lineage: Eukaryota; Metazoa; Mollusca; Gastropoda; Architaenioglossa; Ampullariidae
Exons: 3
Coding region: 663-1616 (317 amino acids)
Source: RefSeq, a predicted model, not a curated record
UGUUUUGUGUUUUUAUAUAUUGUGUAAAAUGUUUGUUGUUAAUUUCUAACUUUUGACCUUAUUUCAGAUUCGUGAAGUCUUUGUCCAAUACAGUUACAAUCUUUCAUUUGAUUUUACGACAAAAAACCAAAAUAAAACCUAUAAUUUUUUAUAAUUCACACCACGUAUAUGUUUUAAAAUACUUUUUAAAACGGAGUAUCGCAGUUGUCUUGAUUGUAGAUUAACAUUUUGUAAUUCUUUUUAAAAUACCCGGCAUUUCAUUCGCGGACAUUCGCCGUUAAGUCCGUUAUAAGAUGACUUUGCUGUUAAAUUCUUGUCGUUAACCGUGUUGCGACUGUUGUAGGAGCACAUACAAUAAUACUGUUUAGGUAUAGUACAAACCUCUUAUGAACAAAAAACUGCUGACAAAACUGUUGUAAAGGCACACACAAUAAUACUGUAUAGGUAUAGUACAAACCUCUUAUGAACAAAAAACUGACAAAACAUCACUAGAGGAUGCAAACUGUGCAGAUUUUGGCCCUUGUUUUCAUCAAUCUGUAUAAAAUAUUUGCUAUCCAGUUAUACAGCCAUGGAACAUUUUAGAGCAGAGACCAGUUUCCUGUCCUAAGGCGGAUGGACGACUCUGCUCCUGACAAUUCUGUUUCUGUAGCUCGCUGUCUGCCAUGUCUCGCCAUCAACCAUCUGCUGUGCAGCAGGGAUCCUGCCCAGCACUCGCCCAGUCAUUCUGGCUACAGUGGGUCGAGAAGGCAUUUCCUAAUCUCGACUCUCAAGCCUACUUCAUCCCUCCUGUCUACGUUAACCGCGUGCCAAUGGCCAGAUGGUCGACUGCUGGUCGGGAUGUCCUGGUUCUUCAGUCAGCACCUGGACAGGCUGGUCAGACCAUGCAAGCAUCUUCACCUUCCCCAUCAGCAUCCCAGGUGUCCCUUCCUCAAGAUGCACGCAUUUCUGACAGUGAUGUUAGAGAUGAUGCAGCCAUGCAGCGAGUCUUCUGUUGCUUGCAGAAAAUGGCCGAGCAGAACGGAGAAGUCUUAGUAGGUCUGAGUCAGCUUCAGUUUGGCCAGUACCUGUCUGAAUCCUGUUAUGCUGCUGCAGCAGCCCAGCUACCCCUACCUGCAAGUCUUCCUCCUAGUCUGCCGCGGAAGUGGAAGAGAGGAGACUUCGAUGUACUUCUCAUUCACCAAACUUACGGCUUUGUCGUCUGUGAGGUGAAGGCAUUCGGAGAUAAUGUCGCGAAACUUAAUAUGACAAACAAAGAUAUAGAAAACAAUAUCAGAAAGAAGCUCACUCAGGCUGUUUCACAGCUGGACAAGUCGCAAGGUCUGUUGUCACACCUGGUGUCUGACAUCACUUCCGGCCUGCGCAUCACAAAGACGAUCGCUGUUCCGAACCUAACGGUUCUAGGUACAACAGGCCAUCGCUGGCGACGUACGUUUGGCUCAGGUUCACAUGCUCAACGCUUCCCUCGGUCUUUGUGGCACGGAACCCUCCUGGACAGCAAAACCGUGAUGGCUGCUGCCUUGAUGGGCACAGAAAUGGCUGGCGAUGUGGGCGCGCAGACGUUUGUUGUCAGCACUUGCGAGUGGGAGUCGUGUAGCAUGCACCAUGCUGCAUCAUGA